AGCAACGUCAAAAUGAAAGUGAAAAUAGAAAAUGGAAGAGACAGCGGUAAAGUUAACGGUUAAGUUGAAAACAAGUGAAACCAAACAAUUUAUAAAAACAUGUGACGUCAAAAAUUCUACUGUAACCCUCAAUAGUCUGCAUGAAAACUGUGCUGCAUUACAGAGUGAAGUUAAUGGUUUCCUUACCACGUUGGUUGAAGAAGAAAGAAGUGUUUCGAAUGUAAACAGCGACUCCAAAAUGGACGAAUCAAUUGAAGAUGAGGAUUCGAGUGAAGACGAUGAGGAGGAAGAGAAAUGUUCUGUUAACUCCAACGGUCCAUCUGCCAAAAGACUGAAACAGUGACUGAAAAAUGGAAGACAUUACCAUCUCAAUGAUCAUAUCAUCAUCAUGCAUUGUAAAAUAAAACCAUGUAUUCCUCAGAAA
This is a messenger RNA of Ostrea edulis (European flat oyster), 424 nucleotides long. RefSeq lists its product as uncharacterized. The record is from RefSeq and is a predicted model, not a curated record. NCBI's taxonomy places the organism in Eukaryota, Metazoa, Mollusca, Bivalvia, Ostreida, Ostreidae. Gene Ontology annotation, cellular component: EKC/KEOPS complex. Bases 32 to 343 code for a protein of 103 amino acids. The transcript has 2 exons.